GGGCUGUGCAGGCGCUGCGCGGGCUCCCCCUGUCGGUGCGGCGGGACGGGCGCAUGGCGGAGCGCGGCGCUCACCUCACGGCCGCCCCGGCCCACGACGGGCGCCCCUCGGCGUUCGAGGCGGUGGCCCAGGACAGCCUCACGGCCGCGCUGAAACCUGCGCUGCGGCACCUGCUCCGCGUGCUGGCUGAGUCUAACCCUGGCCGGUACGGCUCCCUGUGGCACUGGUUCGAUGAGGCCUACGUCCUUCUGGAUCUGCUGCUCCAGCACCACUACCUGGGCAGCUGCAGUGCUUCCUUCUCCGAGAACUUCUACAGCCUGAAGCGGGUUCCCACAGCGGAGCGUGGGCCGCACGCCCUGGCCACCGCCGGCCUGCCCAGGAGGCACCACUGCAAGUCUCUCCUCUUGCUGGUUCUCGUUCCUUACCUAAAGGGAAAGCUGGAGAAACUGGUGUCCAGCCUGAGGGAGGAGGAUGAGUACUCCAUCCACCCUCCGUCAUCGUCUUGGAAGCGCUUUUACAGAGCCUUUCUAGCUGCCUACCCCUUUGUCAACAUGGCCUGGGAGGGCUGGUUUCUUAUCCAGCAGCUGUGCUACAUCCUGGGGAAGGCGCAGCACCACUCGCCCAUGCUGCGGCUCGCUGGCGUCCGCCUGGUCAGGCUGACAGCAGAGGACAUCCAGGCCCUGGAGAAGAAAGUGGGAGCCACCUCGAGUCAAACACAUGGCAUUAAAACACAAGUGCAGUCAGCAGUAAGGAAAGCAUUGGGUGGCAUCGCCUUUUCCCUGUCCACCGGGCUGUCCGUCAGUGUUUUCUUCCUCCAGUUCCUGGACUGGUGGUACUCCUCAGAAAACCAGGAGACAAUCAAAUCUCUGACAGCGCUCCCAAUUCCUCCACCCCCCGUGCACCUCGACCACGAGGCUGACUCGGCUCUCUUACCCAAACUGAGGACCGUGUGCCCUCUGUGCCACAAAAUCCGUGUCAAUGCCACAGCCCUGUCUACCUCCGGCUUUGUCUUUUGCUACCGCUGUGUGUACAGUUAUGUGAAGACUCACCAGCGCUGCCCAAUCACCGGCUACGCCACGGAGCUGCAGCACCUUGUCAAACUCUACUCUCCCGAGAGCUGAAAGGCCAGCGCCAUGCUUUCAGAGACGUGGGCAGCCACAGCCCAAACUCACCCUAUCUCAUGUUCCAUAGAAGACUUUGAAGUCUUCUUCAUCAGUGAGUUCCUUUGAACUUGGUGCCUCAGAGCUUUUCUGCCUUUGUGAAUUCCAGUGAGGCUCUCCCCUUCGUCUGUUAGCUGUUCAAACCUCCUGUGAGCGCCCCAUAAGGAUCGGACAGCCACAGCCUAUCAGCCAGCAUGGAAAAGCCUUCAAAGACCAGCCGAAAGGAGAGGAACGUUCUUAUGGAUAAGGAGAAUGCAGAUGUGAGGAUCAAAGAGCAUCACUGGUAAAAGUCCUGCUGGAGGGCACAAGCCAGCAAAUGAAAGAGGUAGGGAAAAGUCUCCAGGCGAGUUAUUCCUCCCUGAGCAGCUUCCCAGGCGCUGCGGCUGCCUGGAGCGAGCUCUGGCACCAGCACUUGUCAAAGAGGUAGAGAUGGGCUUCAACUUCCCCUCUGAUCAUGCCCUGCUGGAGCCUCCCUGUGUUUCCAGGGUAGUCGCCUUUGAGUUAAGAAUAUUGCGCCUCUAAUUCCCCCAUCAACCGUUCUAAAUUAAGACUUUUGACUCUUUGAAGGAACAAGAGGUGAUGUGUACACACAAGGGAACAAGAGGGAGAUUACAUUUUCUGCACAAGGGAGAACAACGAAACAAAUGAAAGCAGCUGCUGUGCUAAGCGAUGAGAGUUGGGUUUUGUUAAAUCUGAAUUUGUUGUUAAAUCUUUGAAUCUGUUGUUAUCUGCUUUCAUAAAGCAAAAUUCUUUCUUGAUUGAGAACCUAACUUAAUUCUUAUACAGUUAUUGGAAAAACAGAGCUCCUCUGAAGAGGAGGAGACGGGGCUGAAGCUGCUUUCAUCUUUGCACUUGAUAACGGAUAUUAGGUUAGUAUUUUGUAGGCUUGGAAUCUUUCCUGUCUAUGUUUAAAGUAUUACAUUGCAAUUAUUCAUUCCCAACCACAUAGCACGUUCAUAUCAUAACAAAGCAUCCUUGUAUUGAACAGAGGAGAAAAGAAAGCGUGUGCCUGGUUCUUGCCGAGUCGGGAAAAAUCAGGUGCCAGCCAGGCUUGAGGGAGCAGCAGUUGGCUACUCCAGACAUCACGGUGACUUUGAUUAGAGAAGAUGAAAAGCAGAGUUUGCUGCACAAAGUACAUGUCUGUCCAGGUUAAGAGAUAUGUUCUAACAUUCGGUCCAGUGAACCACUCAUCUCUUUGUUCCCCUGCUUUAGCUCUGCUUCAGAAGAUAAAAAUCUCUCAUAUCCUCCCUCACCUGUAAGCAAGAUAGCAAGGUUAUUGAAUAACGUGGAAAAACACAGUAAUUUGCAUCCUCCCAAAGAUGCUCUGGAAAACACCUGAGAUUUGUCCCCAGUGCUUGUGCCUAUACAACUUCCAGGCCCUUCUACCCAUACCACCAUAGAAUACUAACAAAAACAAUCUAAUUUCUCCUGUUUCCAGUCGUUACAGGAUCCAUAAAGACACCUCUCUUCCUUUAAGCCACUAAGAGCACACACAUCUUACUGGAAAAUAAAUCACAUAAAGGUGUGAGACUUCCUGAGAUUUCAGUCACUUUAACACAGCUCUGGGCUGGAUAUGAACUCGCAUUGCUUGCUGCAUCAGGUUUGCUUUGUACAGAGAUCAUCAUCUCUCACAAACCAGUACCUGUGAGGCGCCGCCGCUGCCAGCACCUCUACCUCUCCUUCUCCCAGGAUUAAUCCCUCUUUCCUGUCAGGCCUGGCUGCCCUCUGCUCCCUCUCCCCACAUCUCACUUAGAUUUGGCCAUGGCCACAGCAG
Molecule: messenger RNA, 2934 nt
Organism: Cuculus canorus (common cuckoo)
Lineage: Eukaryota; Metazoa; Chordata; Aves; Cuculiformes; Cuculidae
Gene: PEX12
Product: peroxisomal biogenesis factor 12
Exons: 3
Coding region: 54-1121 (355 amino acids)
Biological process (GO): protein monoubiquitination; protein import into peroxisome matrix
Cellular component (GO): peroxisomal importomer complex; peroxisomal membrane
Molecular function (GO): zinc ion binding; ubiquitin-protein transferase activity; protein binding
Source: RefSeq, a predicted model, not a curated record